This is a messenger RNA of Coccomyxa subellipsoidea C-169, 2220 nucleotides long. RefSeq lists its product as hypothetical. The transcript has 16 exons. NCBI's taxonomy places the organism in Eukaryota, Viridiplantae, Chlorophyta, Trebouxiophyceae, Coccomyxaceae. Bases 1 to 2220 code for a protein of 739 amino acids. Gene Ontology annotation, cellular component: cytoplasm; membrane; microtubule. Gene Ontology annotation, molecular function: GTPase activity; microtubule binding; GTP binding. The record is from RefSeq and is a predicted model, not a curated record.
AUGCCCUCCACUGACGCCUCGCCAGACAGGAGCAGCAACUCCUUCAGGAGUGGCAAUGAGAGGCUGUACGAAGCCUACAAUGACCUGCACACGCUUGCUCAGGAUUUCGAGAAGCCCUUCGAUGCUCCCGCCAUCCUCGUCGUGGGGCACCAGACGGACGGCAAGUCGGCUCUGGUAGAGGCCCUCAUGGGCUUCCAGUUCAACCACGUUGGAGGAGGCACCAAGACCAGGCGUCCCAUCACCCUGCACAUGAAGUACAACUCUGGCUGCGUCCAGCCCACCUGCUACCUCAUGCUCGAGGACGUCGGCGAGCAAGAGGUGUCCCUGGAGGAGCUGCAGGAGUACAUUGAGAAUGAGAACCAGCGGCUGGAGCGGGAGCAGCAGUUCUGGUCCAAGGAGAUCGUGGUUAAGAUCGAGUACAAGUACUGUCCCAACCUGACCAUCAUCGAUACCCCAGGCCUGAUAUCGGCGGCCCCGGGGCGGCGCAACAGCGGGCUGCAGCAGAGCGCGAAGCAAGUUGAGAACAUGGUGCGGCAGAAGAUGGAACAGCGUGAGUACAUCAUCCUCUGCCUCGAAGACUCCAACGACUGGUCCAACGCCACCAGCAGGCGCAUGGUCAUGCAGGUGGACCCACACCUGUCGCGCACGGUGGUGGUGUCGACCAAGCUGGACACGCGGCUGCCGCAGUUUGCGCGAGGCCACGACGUGGAACUCUUCCUGCGCCCGCCCGGCCGACUGCUCGAGCCCGGCAUGCUCGGCGGCUGCCCCUUCUUCACGUCGGUGCCGUCUGGGCGGGUGGGCAACGCGAAGGACGCGAUAUUCCGCAGCAACGAGCACUUCCGCGAAGCCGUGGGCGAGCGCGAGAACCUUGACCAGGAGCUGGAGCACCGGUUGGAUCGGCGGCUGGAGGGGGCUGAGCGCGCGCGCAUCGGCGUGACUCAGCUGCGCCGAUUCCUGGAACAGCUCCUGCAGCGCAGGUAUCUGGAGAACGUUCCCUCCAUAGUGCCGCUGCUGGAGAAAGAGUACAGAAUCGCAGCCAAGCGCCUGGAAGAUACCCAGGAGGAACUCAACGACCUGCACCCAGAAAAGCUGAAGGAGAAGGGCCGGUCGUUCCGGGAGUCUUUCCUGGCCAAGCUGGGCUUGCUGCUGCGCGGAACAGUCGCCGCGCCGCCCGAGCGCUUCGGAGAGACGCUGUCCGAUGAGCACAUCCGCGGAGGCGCGUUCGUGGGCCCGGACUCAAAGACGCUGCCGGUGCCUGAGGGGUUGCCGAACGCGCACAUGCGGCUGUUCGGCGGCGCGCAGUACCACCGAGCGAUGGCCGAAUUCCGCGCAUCCAUUGGCGAACUCACCUGCCCAGACAUCAGCCGCGAGGAGAUUGUCAAUGCGUGUGGAAUUGAUGACUUCCACGACGGAGUCAAUUACACUCGCACGGCAUGUGUCAUCGCAGUGUCCAAGGCCCGGGACAUGUUCGAGCCCUUCUUGCACCAGCUGGGCUACCGGUUCCUGCAUGUGCUGCGGCGCAUGCUGCCGAUAGCGAUGUUCCUGCUGCAGCGUGAGGGCCAGUUCCUAAACGGCCACGACCUCUUCCUCAAACGCGUCGGCGCGGCCUACCACGCCUUCCUCGAGGAGGCAGAGAAGGGCUGCCGCGGUAAGUGCCUGGAGGAUCUGCAGAGCACCACGCGCUACGUCACAUGGUCGCUGCACACCAAGAGCCGCGCCAGCCUCAAGUCCAUGCUCAACCGGGCCGGCGGCGGCGGCGCCGCGAGCCCGGAGCCGGACAACGCGGUGACGGAGAUGCUGGAGAACACUCUGUGGAACCGACAGCUGGGUGUCAUGAGCGAGGAGAUCGUGGCCGCCCUCGUCUGCCAGAUCUUUGAGGGCAUCCGGGACCAUGUGGUGCAGAGCGUGGAGCUCAAGUUCAACUGCUUCUUCCUGAUGCCCAUCGUCGACGCGUUCCCCACCCGCCUGCGCACCGACCUCGAGGCGGCCUACGAGGAGGACCUGGACGACGUUUUCGACGUGGCGGCCGUUCGCGCGGCGCUCGAGGGCCGGCUGCGCUCGCUGGAGACCGAGCUGCACCAGGUGGAGCGUCUGCAGCGCAAGUUUGCAACCAUCCAUUCCACACUGGCACAGCAGCAGACGCAGAAGGUGAGGAUUCUCCUUGGUUCAAUAUCCUCGUCCUUAUCUUGCAUGGGCAGCAUUGUCAUCAUGUCAUUGUAG